Molecule: messenger RNA, 3858 nt
Organism: Plasmodium malariae
Lineage: Eukaryota; Apicomplexa; Aconoidasida; Haemosporida; Plasmodiidae
Gene: SET8
Product: SET domain protein, putative
Exons: 3
Coding region: 1-3858 (1285 amino acids)
Molecular function (GO): protein binding
Source: RefSeq, a predicted model, not a curated record
AUGAAAGCUCCAAAUACAAAUAUAAGUAAAAAUAUGAAUAGGUAUACAAAUAGGGGUGCAAACAUAAUUAGUGACAAACUUGGUAGCAGAAAAUUUACUAGCGACAAGUUUAGUAGUCACCAAUUUAACAGCCACCAAUUUGGAUAUGCUAAUAACUCUUUUGAAAAUUCAGUAUCAGUAAUAUGGAUUGAGAAAGAAAAACUAGAUUCUGUUAUUCACAUACCAUUAUAUUCAGAUGUAUCAAAAUAUUUCGAAGAUUUAAGUAAAAACCCAACUAAACAAGAAAAAAAUGAUUUUGUUCUCUCGAAAAUCUUUUUGCUUUUUGAUGAUAACAGCUGUAACAUUGCAAUUGAUAUUUCGCCCCUGUGCGAAAUGGAAAAUAACAAAAUUCCCCUUUUGAUUUAUGAGCGCUAUUAUUUUUGGAGCCUGCAUUUUUUAUUUGAAAAAUCAAAAAUAAAGAGACAGAAGUUAAAUUUGAGCUCAGAUUUUAACUUAAGAUAUUGCAUUAAGAAAUAUAAUAUCUAUGAUGAUGUUUAUAUGUACACGUCCAUAUACAACUGCGCAUAUAACAAACAUGAAGACCAAAAAAUUAACAGUUAUAAUAGUAGUGAAUUAAUCAAAAAUGAUGAUACAAAUGUAAAUAAAGAAUUAACUAUUUAUAAUAAUGACUAUAUAAAAUACCUUUAUUUAAAUGAUUUAAAAAAUAACCAAAAUAAUUUUUGUGAAAAAAAUCUAUAUUCAAAUAAUGAAAUUAAAUGGUAUCGCAUAAAAAUUAAAAUAGAAAGUGUAGGAAACAGUUAUUUUUCAUAUAAUGCAAAUAGUUAUAACACUUUUAAUUUAAAAGAAGAUACAUCUUGUAAUAUGCAUAAUAAAAAUAUACAGGAUAAUAUCAGUAAACUUUCAAAUAUUAACAAUGAAGCAGCAAGAAAAAAUUUAAAUAAUUUAAUGAAAAUUCAAAAAAGGAAAUUUAUAAUGUAUAAUCAAGAUAAAGAAAAAAUUAAAAAGGACAUGUCCAUUGUUGAAAUGGGUAAAAUCAGUGGUAGUAAAUAUGAUAAAUCUGGUAAACAAAAUAAUAGAGACAGCUGUAGCAGUAGUAAUAAUGGGAAAAGGAAAAGAAAAAAUUGGUAUUAUUACAAAAGUAGUAGUAAUGAAAUGACGUGCGACGAAGAAAACAUGUCCAAUACAAGGGAAAAUUCGAUAUAUACCAUACGUGAAGAAAACAUUUACAAUAAAAACGAUAAAAACAAUAAAAACGAUAAAAACAAUAAAAACAAUAAAAAUAAUAAAAACAAUAAUAAUAAUAAAAAUAAUAAAAAUAAUAAAUAUAAUAAAAACAAGAAAAGAAAAAGUGAAAAGAACAAUGAGGACUCUUUAUGUAGAAGCAGUAGUGCCACCAGUACAAGUAGUAGGAGUAACAGAAGUGGUAGAAUAAAUUCGAUUUCCUUACCUACACAAAAUAGUAAGCGGUGUAAUGUACCUAAGAGCUUGAGUUUCCAGUAUAAAAUUUCAAAAAAAAAACAUUCGACAAAACAUAGGACAGUUAUUGAUCAUACUAAGCAAGCAAUACUUAAAUUAAAAGAAUAUAUGCCAACUUUACAACCAACAUCCGAAAAUAGAAGUAGCAUUGAAACGUUUAAGUCCAAAUUUUCCAGUAGUGAAUUUGAUAGUUUUGAAAAUGUUCAAAUUCAUGGAAAAGAACAAGAUGAAGCGGUAGAGGUGGACGUAGAAGAGGAAGAAGGAAAAAAGGAAAAAGAAGAAGACGAGAUUGAAGAAGGUAAUAUACAGGAGGAUGUAACGGAAGAUAAAGAGAAACAUGUGAAAGAGAAUGUAGAAGGGUAUAACGAAGAGCAUAACGAAGGGUAUGACAGAGUGGAUGACGAAGAGGACAAACCAAAUGGGAGAAAACAAAAAGCACAAAUAUGCUGCAACACAACGACAGAAAAAGUUGAAAAGGGAAGAACUCAAAUUACGAAUGGAAACACCCAAAAUGAAAACACUACACAGUUUCUGAUUGAAUCAUCUAAACUAUAUAAAAUAGAUAGCGAUGAACAUAUAACAAACUUUAGAAAAAUGUUUUCAAAAGAAUGGGAGAGUAAUGAGAUAAACGAGAAGUUAGUUGAACAAAAGUUUAAUCAAAAUGAUACAUUAGACAUAUAUAUAAAUAAAAUUUUAAAAAAUAUUCUUAACAAAAAAAAAUCAUAUUUGAAUUCCUUAUCGAAAAAUUUCGAAAGAAUUGAAACAUUUUAUAAACAAAAUUACAAAGUAUUUAUAAUUGAUAGUAAAGAAAUUCUAAAUGAUAAAAGAGAUUGUUUUAAAAAUGAUUAUAAUGUAUACACUUUAUCAGAUGAACAAAAUGAUGAAAGUAGUAAUAACGUUGACAUCUUUGAGCAGUUUAAGAAGUAUGUACAAAAAGAAAAGGAGAAGUGCGCACACAGUUAUCAAAUAAAUUUAACUAGUGAUCCAAAUAGAAGAAGCAAAAGGUGUAAAAUGUAUAGUAAAACCCAAAUAAAUGAUAACAAACUUUGCAUUGAGAAAAAAGAAUACAGAAGUGAUGAUGAUCGUAAGGAUGGUAAUGAUAUUAAAGAAACUAGUUUAUUGGUGGGAAAUGAACAAGUCAAAACUGUAGGAAAUAAUUAUGGAAAAUUUAAUUCAAUGAAAGAAAACGAAGUUGGACUUUUCCAAGAGAAACAUGUUGAUCCUCCUUACCAAUUAGAUGGUCAUACAGAAGAUGGAGUCAUAUUUUAUGCCUUCAAUAAAAAAGAUAAAAAGUGUGGAAAAAAACUUAAAGAAGGGGAUAGUAUAUACAUUAAAUUUAAUGAUUCUUCUGAUGAUUAUGAUAAGAUGAGAAUAUUAAAAAAGAAAACGGUUAUACAAAUUUUAAUAUAUUUAAUAAAAAGCCAGGAGAAUUUAAAAUUGUCUAAUAUAUCAACCUAUGCACCCGACUUAUUGUGGAAUGUCUCAUUACAUUUUAAAAAAAAUACUUUUGAUUUAGAAUUAAACUUCGAAAAAAUGUAUAAAUAUUUUUUAACCAAUUAUACAAAAGAAAUAAAUAAUGACACAUUAUAUUUUAAUGAACAAGAAAAUGACAAAAAAAAGGAAAAAAUUGCCAAGAAAAAAUAUCAAAAAGAAAUGGAAAUAAUGAAACUAAAAGAUAACGUAGCCUUUCUAGAUAAAUUUCUUCAAAAUGUAAAUGAUACAAAAUUAAAAAAAUUAAAGGAAGCACAAACGGAAUAUUAUGAAAAAUAUGAAUAUGACAGAACCAUAAACAGGUUAAAUAAACAACAACUGAUUGAUUUGUUCAUAGAUAAAGAAAACGAAAUUAAUGUAAUUCCUUUAUCUCUUUUAAAAGAAAAAAGUAGAAAUAUAAUUUAUGAAGAAAAUAUUAAAAUGAACAUGUUUGCAUGUAUAAAGGUAAUAUUUGAUGACAUUAAAGGAAGAUGCAUAUAUUCAGCUAGCGAUUUGAACAAAUUUGAUUUUGUUUUUGAAUAUGUUGGGGAGCUUUUAACUCAUAAUGAAGCUAUGAAGAGAGAACAAAAAUAUAUUAAAAAUAGAAAAAAAGGAUGUUAUAUGUUUUAUUUUAAACAUGAAAAUAAAAGAUAUUGUAUUGAUGGAACAGAAGAAAAUAUUGAUGCUGCUAUUAAUAACAGAGACAAAAAAUACUUUUUAAGAUCCUUUGCUAGAUUAGUAAAUCAUUCAAAAAAAAAUGCUAAUUUAAUUCCUAAAGUCCUAACAGUUUUGAACCAUCCCAGACUCUUUUUUGUUGCCUCAAGGAACAUAAAACAAGGGGAGGAGUUACUAAUAGAUUAUGGUGAACGAGAUAGGGAAAUAAUCAAAAAUAAUGAGUGGCUAAAGUGUUAA